UAGGUCCAGUAACGCAUUAACAGUUCAAUUGAUAAACACGUUUCUAACUAGUUUAUAAUAAUUAUAAACAAAUUGUUCGUGUUAUAGGACAUAAAGUUAGAACAAAAGUACAAUACACAGUGGGAACAAAGAAUUUGUGUGAUUUAUUGUAAAUUUAUUCAAUAUUUUUUGUGAUAUAUUACAUUGUGAUUAUAACGAACAUUAGUGAUUUAUUAAUAUUAAUAGAAGUUAAUUAAAUUAAUUUUUAAUAUAUAUAUAUAAAAUAUAAAGUCCCGUCUCUUCAUUUAGAAGAGGGCAUUUUCAAGAUUCGAGAAUGUUAAAAGCAUCAUUAAGUGAAGCCAUGAAGAUCGGAUUCAUUGGUGGCGGCAAAUUGGCCUUCGCUUUGGCUAAUGGAUUCAUUUCUGCUGGAUUGGCAAAACCCGAUGAAAUCACAGCCAGCUGUCAUCCAUCUGACGUGGCAAGCGCAGAAGCAUUUAAGGGUUUAGGUGCAACGGCUUUAUUUGAAAAUAAGCCAGUUGUGGAAAGAUCCGAAGUGGUGAUCGUGUCCGUGAAACCAGAUGUCGUGACACCAGCUCUCCUUGAGGUGAAGGAUCUAUCGUCUUCUAAGAACAAACUCUUCAUUUCUGUGGCCAUGGGUGUAUCCACUGCUACUAUAGAAAAGGCUCUACCAGCCGAAGCUAGGGUUAUCCGGGUAAUGCCAAACACACCAUCCCUAGUAAAGGAGGGCGCUGCAGCCCUGAGUAGAGGCUCAAGAGCUACUGCCGACGACGCCAAGCUGACAGCGGAGUUGUUCAGAGCGGUCGGUACCUGCGACGAGGUGCCUGAGUACCAGAUGGAUGCAGUCACUGCUUUGAGUGGCAGUGGGCCUGCUUACAUUUACAUGCUGAUAGAAUCUCUAGCUGACGGCGGUGUUAGAUGCGGGCUGCCCCGCGACCUGGCUCUACGACUGGCAGCACAGACCACCCUCGGCGCUGCGUCUAUGCUGAAGGCUGGAGGACACCCGGCAGUGUUGAAGGACAACGUCACCAGCCCCGCUGGGUCUACUGCGGAAGGCACAUACCAUUUGGAACAGAAUGGUUUCCGAGCGGCCGUCAUCGGCGCAGUGAAGGCGGCUGCGGAUAGAUGUAAAGUCGUUAAUCAACAAUUAAACAAAUAGGAAACACUAAUAAAUGUUAUUGUACAUAAUAUUACGAUAAACUAUACUGUAAUUAUGUUGUAAAUGUUGUAAUACAUUUUAUUUUUAUAA
Messenger RNA from Galleria mellonella (greater wax moth), 1246 nucleotides. RefSeq lists its product as uncharacterized. Gene Ontology annotation, molecular function: pyrroline-5-carboxylate reductase activity. Gene Ontology annotation, biological process: L-proline biosynthetic process. NCBI's taxonomy places the organism in Eukaryota, Metazoa, Arthropoda, Insecta, Lepidoptera, Pyralidae. Bases 314 to 1156 code for a protein of 280 amino acids. The record is from RefSeq and is a predicted model, not a curated record. The transcript is spliced from 7 exons.